AUGACGGCUACGAAUCGCGUCGACGACACAUUCGUUAACAAGGGCCCGGAACGGACUGUGUCCGGGCCGCGGCUCUAUCCCUUUCGUGAGGGCCGACACUCGGGGCGCACAUUGGCUGCACCGAGAGCCAAUCGCGUCGCACGCCGAUCUUCUUCGCCACUGGCCCGGCGUCACAACGGUAAAAGCGGUGGGGAAAAU
This is a messenger RNA of Brenthis ino (lesser marbled fritillary), 198 nucleotides long. Lineage: Eukaryota; Metazoa; Arthropoda; Insecta; Lepidoptera; Nymphalidae. The record is from the annotation of a GenBank genome assembly.